AUGGGCCAGUCGACUAGAUUCAGCAGCGAUUCUCUCGAACAGAUCGUUGACAAAACUGUUCAUGAUGGACAUUGCUUUACUGGAAAUGCUGGUAUCGGGAUGAACCUGUUUAAUCACUUUGUAGAUCUAUAUCGAGUAGCUUUCCUUUCUCUUCUUACGUUUCGUUUUCUUGCCGUCGGCACGGACUGGCUUAGCCUUUACGGCUUUCUUAGCACCCUUGGAGCUCGCUUUAGGAGGCAUAGCUUUGCCUUCCGCCUCUUUCCGUCGACAUCCUCCGAGGGGCUUCUCAGUCUCUUCCCCGGUGUAGCAAAGUCUUUUUUGGGGGGUCUCCCCCUUGUGCACCGGGGUUGUGGCCCUCCUUUGGGGGGGGAUGACGAGUGGGCUCUUGGAGGCGGUGGCAGAGUCUUUGCUUUGGUCGGGGAAGGCGGGGCAGAGGAUGGGGGGCUAACAGUCUUUGGUGAUGGUGAUGGUGGUCUUAGUGUUGUUGGUCUCGGUGUUGGUGUUGUAGGUCUCGGUGUUGGUGGUGGUGUUGUUGUAGGUCUCUGUGUUGGUGGUGGUGUCAAUUGUCUCGGUGUUGGUCGUGGUGUUGAUUUUCUCGGUGUUGGUCGUGGUGUCGGCUCUGCUGGGGCCGAGGCAUCACCCCCACUGCCGUCGGACGCGGAGACGUCGCCACUCUGCUGCAUGUUCAGACGCGCCGCCGCCCUCGCUUUCCUCUUCCCCUUACCAACAACCUUCCAAUCCCCUUCCUCCGCGGCGGUUAAGGGGGCGGCGGGUACAGAGGCCUUAGUCUCUUUCACUGCCUCUUGGGGUGGCAGCUGGCCCGUGCUAGAUGCCUCCUUGGGAGGCGGCUGGGAUUCGCAGGCUGCCUCCUUGGUAGGCGGCUGGGGAUCACUGGAUGCCUCUUUGGGAGGCGGCUCUUGGUCGGUGGUUGCCUCUUGGGGAGGCAGCUGGUGGUCGCAAGUUGCCUCUUUGGGAGGCAAGGGCUCAGAUGCCACAGCAUCUGGAGCUGAAACUGCUGGCUAG
This is a messenger RNA of Acanthosepion pharaonis, 1023 nucleotides long. NCBI's taxonomy places the organism in Eukaryota, Metazoa, Mollusca, Cephalopoda, Sepiida, Sepiidae. The record is from the annotation of a GenBank genome assembly.